AAAGGCAACCCCUCGCAAAGCCCCUUCCUUGAGUGCCCUUCGAUCGGCGUCCAAUUCACGGGGAGAUGGACCCCCUCUCGGUGCUUCGGGAGUACGCGAUCCGAGGGGAGUUGGACCGGGUGGUCCAGUCCGGCGACGAGCUCCGGUUCGGCUCUGAGUACGCCUUCCCUUGCUCCGCCGUCACUGCCUACCGCUCCAAGCAGGGCGGCUUCUACACCCUCGACGCCCUCCUCUUCUUCGCUCGCCACCACCACCUCAAGCACACCGAAUACCUCCAGUCCGCCCGCCAAUACCGCCUCCCCACCGUCACCUUCCCCGACCGCAAGCCCCUCCUCGAUUACCUCCUCGGCCGCAUCGCCUCCUCUGACGCUGUCUCCUUCCUCCCCCCUCCCCCCUCUGCCACCGUCGAGGAGUACCGCCCUGAUGACCCCUCCCUCCCCCUCGACGAGCCCCCUUCCUCUGCCCCCGCUACAGCCGCCGAUGAGGCCGCUGCGGAUCUCGCUCCCGCCGCCCCCGUCGACUACGUCACGAUGAUCCACGCUCUGGAGCGCCCCCUGAAAGACCGGGAGUCCCUCCUCGAGUGCCGCAACCGCGACUUCCACGCCGUGCUCCUGGCGUCCACCAAGCGCGAGGAGGAGCGGCAGCGCCUCGAGUCCCAACAGCGGAAGGACGGCCUCGUCGCCAAGACCCGCCUCAUCGGGUCAGACGAUCACCAUCGGCCCGUCGUGGCGGCGUACGGCGGUGCCGGUGACGACGCUGCCGACGCCGCCGCGCCCAAACCCAAGAUACACCUCAAGGGGAGCAAGAUCGGGGAGGGGGUGCCCAUCAUCCUGGUGCCCAGCGCGUUCCAGACUCUGAUCACCAUUUACAACGUUAAGGAGUUCUUGGAGGACGGGGUGUUCGUGCCGACGGAUGUAAAGGUGAAGGCAAUGCGGGGGCCAAAACCUGACUGUGUGACCGUGCAGAAGAAGCUGAGCCGGGACCGUGCGGUGGCCGCCUAUGAGGUGAGGGAUAAGCCCUCGGCGUUCAAGCCCGAGGACUGGGACCGUGUUGUGGCCGUGUUUGUGCUCGGAAAGGAGUGGCAGUUCAAGGACUGGCCAUUCAAAGACCAUGUCGAGAUCUUCAACAAGAUUAUUGGGUUUUUUGUGCGUUUCGAGGAUGACAGUGUGGAAUCCGCAAAAACUGUGAAACAGUGGAAUGUAAAGAUUAUUUCGAUUAGUAAACAUAAAAGACAUCAAGACAGGGCUGCUGCUCUGGAGGUGUGGGACCGGUUAGAAGAGUUCAUGCGAUCGCGGUCACAUAACUAAGUGCUUUUUAGUUCCAUGGAACAGUAACCUCUGUACUUUAUUUCUUAGUACACUUGUUUCUGAGUCUCGAGUCCGAGUCCUUUGUUGUAGACUUAAUCCCAAACAAAGCAACUAAUGUUUGUAUAUGAUAAUCAAGUGUAUUACAAUCUCA
Musa acuminata AAA Group (dessert banana) is the source of this 1458-nucleotide messenger RNA. Its product is annotated as protein CDC73 homolog. Gene Ontology annotation, molecular function: RNA polymerase II complex binding. The transcript is spliced from 3 exons. The record is from RefSeq and is a predicted model, not a curated record. NCBI's taxonomy places the organism in Eukaryota, Viridiplantae, Streptophyta, Magnoliopsida, Zingiberales, Musaceae. Gene Ontology annotation, cellular component: Cdc73/Paf1 complex. Gene Ontology annotation, biological process: transcription elongation by RNA polymerase II; positive regulation of transcription elongation by RNA polymerase II. Bases 66 to 1307 code for a protein of 413 amino acids.